This is a messenger RNA of Lasiosphaeria miniovina, 2181 nucleotides long. RefSeq names its product amino acid permease-domain-containing protein. The record is from RefSeq and is a predicted model, not a curated record. Bases 1 to 2181 code for a protein of 726 amino acids. Gene Ontology annotation, biological process: amino acid transmembrane transport. Gene Ontology annotation, cellular component: membrane. The transcript is spliced from 11 exons. NCBI's taxonomy places the organism in Eukaryota, Fungi, Ascomycota, Sordariomycetes, Sordariales, Lasiosphaeriaceae. Gene Ontology annotation, molecular function: flavin adenine dinucleotide binding; N,N-dimethylaniline monooxygenase activity; L-amino acid transmembrane transporter activity.
AUGCAAGAGCCCGAGAUCUUCGAGCAGCCCGUGGCCGCCAAGGAUCCCGAGGCCGCUAUCCCCGGCGAUGAGAACAACACGUACCAAACUGGAUACAGCAGCGGGUUCCAGACAAAUGGUAACGGCGAAGAGUCCUCUCUGGAGGACUACCACGACUUUGUCUAUCCCGAAGCUUUCCUAAUCAUCAACCGUGUUGUCGGUGCGGGAAUUUACUCGACGCCGUCCUCAAUUAUCCACUACACAGACAGCGUCGGCCUGACUCUGAUAUUUUGGGUUAUCGGAGGCUUCAUGACACUUUUCGUAUAUCUUGAAUAUGGAACUGCGCUGCCCCGGUCCGGAGGCGAGAAAGUCUACUUAGAGCGAGUGUUCCGAAGGCCACGGUAUCUGGCGACAUGCAUUUUUGCUGUGCAAUUCGUCCUCUUCGCCAUCUCCAGUGGUGGCUCUAUUAGCUUCAGCAGCUAUCUGUUGAGGGCUGUCACCCCCGAACGAGACUCCAGAGACGGCUCCUGGCUGAAUCGAGGAAUUGCAGUUGCGGCUAUCACCGGUGUCUGCUCCAUCCACGCCUUCACUCCGCGAUUGGGGAUAUGGCUUAGCAAUGGCCUCGGGGCCUUCAAGCUUGUCCUUCUUUCCCUCGUGGUGUUCACCGGCUUUGCGGCCCUGGGAGGGCGGAUGGUAGCACCAAGCCCUGGAAACUUCUCAAAUGGCUUCCGCGGGCCGAGUAUUAAUGGCCCCACAACGGAGGACACGGCAGGAACAGCCGCCGGGUCCGCUCUCGCUCUCCUCCAAGUGCUGUACACAUACAGCGGGUGGGAAAACGCCAACUACGUCCUGACAGAGGUGCGAAAUGCGCCCAAGACGUUGAGAAGGGCCGCGCCUAUUGCCGUGGCGACGGUAACGGUCCUCUAUCUGUUGGCAAACAUUGCCUAUUUUGCCGCCAUGUCCAAGAGCCAGUUGGCCGGGUCGGGGACUGUCGUCGCUGCCCAGUUCUUUCAGAACGUAUGGGGAGACAAUGCGUUUGCGACACGGGCCUUGCCCGUGUUCAUCUCUCUGUCGGCGCUAGGCAACGUGUUUGCCCAGUCCUUUGCCAUGCCGCGGGUGAAGCAGGAGCUCGCCAAGGAAGGCAUCCUGCCAUUCUCGCGGUUCUGGGCCAGCGACUGGCCGAUGCAUGCCCCUUCUGGCGCUAUCUUACUGCACUGGAUCUUCACGACGGCGCUUAUCCUAGGAUCGCAGACGCCCGACGUCUACACCUUUGUCACCAACGUGUUUGUCUACAGUGGCAAUUGGAUCAAAGUGUUCCUGGGCGUCGGACUCGUCUAUCUCAACUUUACGCCGUCUGAGCGGUGGGCAGAGCAGCGAACAAAGGUCCACAUCUCGCCCAUCUUGGUGCUGUUGUGGAUUGUUUCGCUGCUGUAUGUGCUGGCGGCGCCCUUCAUCCCCAACAAUCUGUCGGGCGCGGUCAAGUUCUUUGUUGUGCCUACGUUGGGCACCAGUCUGCUCGUCAUCGGCAUAGGCUACUGGCUGGUCUGGGCCAAGGUGCUCCCGGCCUUUGGCUUCCACAUCCAGCACGAGAUCGUGCAAAUGCCCGACGGCAGCGAGCGCGUCAAGUACAAGAGUACAACCCAAGUCUACGACGCCGCCGUGGUUGCAAAUGGCCACUUUGAGGUGCCAUCGAUGCCCGAAAUUGACGGCUUGGCCGCUUGGACCCAACAGCACCCCGACAGCGUGUUGCAUUCGCUGACUUACAGGAACGCCGCUGUGUUCAAGGACAAGAAAACCAUUGUCGUUGGAACUGGCGCAUUCGGAAGCGAGAUAGCUACCUGCCUCGAAGGCGUCUGCAAACAGCCCGUUCUGACGAACUCGGCCUACAUCGAGACGCUUCUUGCCGCCGGCGCGCGGCCCGACGACCAGAACGCCUGGCAAGUCAGCGCGCUCGUGUACACCAUGCGCAUCGAGAGCGCCGCUGCGGGCGAUGCGACCCAGGUGGCUUGUCUGGCGGAAUACGGCGCCCGGCCGAGAUCGCCAGAGGGCGGGCUGUUUGCACUGCUGCUGAGCCAGAUGCUGCUGUCCGGGCGGCAUGUCGACGUGGCGGCAGUCCUGCUUGAUCGCUUUGUUAACGAUGAUGAUGACGACGACGACGACGACGUAUUUUUCGAGUCACUAGAGGUGCAGAACGAGUUAUAA